Nematostella vectensis (starlet sea anemone) is the source of this 5895-nucleotide messenger RNA. RefSeq lists its product as uncharacterized. Gene Ontology annotation, molecular function: protein binding; chitin synthase activity. The coding region runs from base 154 to 4758 and encodes 1534 amino acids. Gene Ontology annotation, cellular component: cell septum; cell periphery. The record is from RefSeq and is a predicted model, not a curated record. The transcript has 22 exons. NCBI's taxonomy places the organism in Eukaryota, Metazoa, Cnidaria, Anthozoa, Actiniaria, Edwardsiidae.
GUUAUUCCAGCUACUUCCGGUCAGUUGACCGAUCAACAGGUCAUAUACUUUAUACUACUUUUACUUCAGUUCGGGGAAGUCGAGCUCGAUGUAUGAUAUAUAUGAACACCAAAAGGAGCUGACAGGACAUAGAGACGUAUUCACAAUAUCAAAAUGAGUGCGGAGGAGAUAAAAUACACCGUCAAACAGCCAUCUAAAAUCACUAGACUCAGCGAGCGCCCGAAGGACCCAAGACCUUCAGCAUGGAUCUCCGGAGUCAAAUGGGUCUUCGCCUUCUUCCUCUCAAUGUCCUUGCUCAUCUGCAUCGUUUCGAGUAAGAUAUCUCUUCUUUCCAUCGCCAUGUAUUUUAAUGCAACUCGUCUUCCAACCGGAGUUACCCAUCCAGAGUAUGGCGAGCAAUCUCAGCCUGAGACUGUGUUUGUUAUGCUAAUUCUCGCGCUCAUGAUACCAUUCGCGCUAACGUUCCUUCGAUCGUGUUGGGUGAGCUUAUUCAGAAGUUCUCAUCUAUGGCCGUCGAAUUCUGCUUUGUUCUGGUGUGUAGUCUCGUCUGUGAUCGAGGUGGCUGCAUUGUGUUACUUCACCAUCAUCCCCCUAAUGUACACGUCACUUCCGGCUACCUACUGUAUCCUCAUCUCCAAUUCUGUGUUCUGUUUCCCUAUCGCCUGGCACUUGUGGAAAUUAUGGAGGAACUUUAACGAGAACAGAAGGCUAUUUUUCGCUACUCUGGCCUCACUCAUUCUGGAACUAGGAAGCUUAGGAGUGCUAGCUUACAAGGUUAGCAGUGUACUAAACACGAUGGGCAUGUCCACACACAAGUCUGCAAGUAUCAUGGUGUUGCUACCCGCCUCUAUGGUCCUGCUGUCGAUUGCGUGGAGUCCCAAGGUACAAAAGAAGAUGUUGGAGCCGCGAGGAGACCAAUAUGAUGAACUUGAUGCUAGAGAGGCGAGUAUGCGAACCACCGCAGGGUUACCAGGUUCAUCCGAGGGCGACCCUGCCCCGCCCGUGUUCACUCCUCAGACUGCAGCCCAUUUGCUCUUGAGCGACGGGAAAAAUGCACGAGGCAAAUCAGCAAUCAUUACGAGUCUCAUCAAGCUUAUUAUUACGCCCAUCAUAGCAGGACUCAUCGCUUGGCCCUACGGCGUAUUAGAAAAUCUUGGGGAUGUUCUUAGCAAAGGCUUCGGGGCUUUCACUUUUAACCAUCUGGCCUUUCCGCAUUUCCUGGCUCAGAUUUUUACUAGUGUUGUUGGUUACAUACUAGGAUGGCUUGCCUGCAGCAUGUGUCUACAAAAGAUCGCAUACGCAUUGCCGCUGAUCCUAGCAACCCCUGUCUCGCUGGCACUAGUCUUCAUUCCAAAGAUCUGUGCAAGUGAUCGUGUGCCGAUGAAAUGCGAGUAUGAUGAUGGAUCUGAGUUGUAUUACAUAGUAGUGCUAGCCGCGUGCUUGUGGCUGGCUCAACUGUUAUGGACAGGGUGUUUCAUCUGGAAAGAGCAGACCUUCAUUAUGGCCAGAGAAUCUUCUCUUUUCUGGAUGCCGCUUUACAAUGGCGUUUUCUUGGAACAGAACCUGCUACUCAACCGCAAAAAUGUGAUCACAGACGAGUUCCAUGUGAACCAACGGGAAAUCGCCAAGAACGCAUGCGUAUACAUCUGCACGACCAUGUACCACGAGACCGAGGAGGAGAUGGAGCAGCUGCUACACUCACUCCACGACAUCGACACCGCGAGAGCGGCAUCCAAGAGGCAGUUCGAGUCGCACGUCUUCUUCGACGGGGCCGUCAAGGGGGAAGUACUCAACGACUUUGUGCUUCAACUAAUUGCUCUUGUGCCUAAGACACUGAAGGUGAAAGUUGAAGCCGUGAUGAAGAUCAAGACACCAUACGGGAUGCAGUUCAGGUGGCGUCUGCCUGGAGGGAUGCCUUUUCAUAUCCACCUCAAGGAUAAUCUAAAGGUCAAGAACAAGAAGCGCUGGAGCCAGGUCAUGUACAUGUCCUACAUCCUGGACUACAAGGAGGGCACCAUGGGUUCAACGGAUGAGAACACGUAUAUUCUUGCUACCGACGCGGAUGUCAGGUUUACCCAUGGGGACGUACAGGCGUUACUCGAUCUGCUUAUGCGCGACCCGCGGGUCGGGGCGGUCUGCGGGCGCACACAUCCUCUCGGGGUGGGCCCGAUCGUCUGGUAUCAAGUCUUUGAUUACGCCAUUGGUCACUGGUUCCAAAAAACAGCCAAUCAUGUGCUAGGUACAGUUCUCUGCUCUCCCGGAUGUUUCAGCGCGUAUCGAUGCCUUGCAGUGCGUGACGUGUUACCGACGUACGCUACCGGUGUGACAACUUCCACGGACUUCCUCACUAAAGAUAUGGGAGAAGACCGCUGGUUCUGCACACUGAUGGUUCAGAGCGGCUGGCGUCUUGAGUACUGCGCAGCCGCAGAAGACAGCACCUUUUGUCCUGACAACUUUGACGAGUUUUUCCGACAGAGACGACGCUGGAUCCCGUCAACCCUUGCGAAUCUGCUCCAGCUGAUCAGCCAAUGGAGGGUCACGACUGAGAAUAAUGACAUGGUGUCUAUUUGGUUCAUUCUCUACCAGGCCCUCAACGUGGUCGCAACGCUAAUAUGUCCAGCAACUGUCAUCCUGAUCAUCAGUGGCGCGCUCCACUACGCGCAUCUGGGUGUUGAGGAUGAAUUAAUACCUGCGGUCCUGUUGGUGCUUGUUUCCAUCGGCUACGCCCUAGUCUGUCUUUACACAAAGCAGGAGUUCCAGCUGAAAGUAGCCAAGCUGCUGACGAUCAUCUUCGCCUUGAUCAUGGCGUUCGUAGUUGUGGGAAUGGCUGCGCAGAUCGCGAUAGAUCUCCAACUUAGAUCAACGCCUAAACCGACAACUUCACCAGUGCCGACUGCUCUGGUCCCCACGACCCAGGCGACCACACCCAUGAGUACAAGCACCGCUAAAACAGCGGUGGACAGACUACUGGCAGCCAUCACCUCAUCCUCCACCCCUGGGCCUACCGCCCCUUCAGGCACCUCGAGCCCCCUGCCCACCACGUCCUAUGUCCCACUGAAGGACAGACUGCCAGCUGAUGUCACAAGUCUGUAUUUGGGCGGUCUGGUCGGAAUCUUUUUAAUCGCAGCUCUGCUGCACCCAUUCGAAGCAUUUUGUCUGGUUCAUGGGAUGUGGUAUCUGCUUUGUUUGCCUUCGGGAUACCUGUUGCUAAUCAUAUACUCCGUGUGCAACGUGACCGACAGAUCAUGGGGUACUCGAGAGACAAAGGAGAAAAAGAGCGGUGCUGAGGUUCCAUGGUACGAGGAGCUGUGGAAAACCAUCAAGUAUGUGUUCACGUGCUGUCGCCCGGCUGAACCAAAUCCUGAUCCCCAGGCCCCUGCAACCAACAACCAGACAGACAACCCGCCGUCCCAGUACGAGGAUUCUUCGUCGUCGGAAACGAAUGGUGUUCUUUCUGACGAGGAGCAGCCUCCUCUCCCCCUUAGCGACAGCUCCAUCCAGUCAGCAGCUCCUCCAGAGGUGAUGAUCGAUGAAACGCACAGUCCGUCUGCUACUCCGCCUAUGCCAAAGUCUGUCCUCAAGCUGCGAAAGGCCGCCAGUUUGGACGCCGACAGUCCCGAGGCGCCAAAGUGGCGUUUUCCCGGGGAGAGGAAAGUUCGAUUCGACACCAGACUCCCCAAGCUGUUAGCUGAGAUGCCCGUGGAGGAAUGGUUACCAGGAGAGCUCAAGGGCCUUUAUUUGAAAAACUUCAAAGACAAUGGAUACGACAAUGUGAGCUUCAUCGCAGGAAUGACCAAUAAGGACCUGCGCGCGAUUGGUAUAAGCACAAGAGGGCACCGCAUGCAGCUUGUUUACGCAAUCGAGCGAAUUCCACAUGUCACGUUAAACGCCGAUGUACCGGAGAGCGUGGAGGAAUGGCUACACGAGCUGGGGCUCGAGUGCUACUGGGAAUACUUCGUGCGGAAUGGGUACAACGAGCCGCGUGUUUUGGAGGACCUCAAGGCCAUGGACUUCACCACACUUAAGCAGACGCUUAAAGCGGACUUGAACAUUAACAAGGCCGGGCAUCUCACCAAGAUGAUCAGUGCAAUAAAGAAAUUGCAAUAUCCAACACCAUCGGAAAGGGAGAUUCGCCGAGCACGGGAGCUUGUGAAAGAAGCAGGGCACGUUAUAGACAUGGAGAAAAGCAACCAGGAUGAUGGAAUGGAAUUCAAGUUCUGGAAGGGUCUGAGAGAGGCGUGCUUGCUCCCUGAGUCCGCCAUAUUCGGCGCCGUGACCGAGCUCAAAGAGAAACUAGAAGACCUGCGCGAUUCUAUUCUUAUGGUGUUUGCCAUGACUAAUGCCAUCUGGAUGAUCUUAAUGGUCACGUUAACGAAAACGCCUCAACUCAAAGUGUUAGGAACAGACGCCCUCGGUUUGGCUUUCCUCGCUAUUUACGGCUUCAUCAUCGUUCUCCAGUUCUUAACCCUUAUCUGGCAUCGUCUCUCCACAUGGUGUCACAUGAUCGCUCGCGCGCCCUGGACCCGAGGCCCCUAUAAAAUGGCAUGGGCUUUCAGUGACGAAAACCUGGUGCCAGAGCCCACUCAAGCAGACCUGGAGAGAGUCCGUCGGCUCCGACACAAGCGCAGAAGAAGAAGUCGCCAUUCCUCCAGUGAUGCCCAUCAUGCACUGCUUUACAACUCGACUGAGCAAAGCUCCACUUCAAACCUGGAGCAUUCUGGUCAUACUAUGGUGCUACCAGCUACGGCAAUAGCCUGACACCCAACAACAACUACAAAGAUAGCCUGACUUUAAACAAGGCCGGAUCAUCUUUCGUCGUAUGAAUCUUGCCAUAUUUUAAACCUCGAGCUGCUAUAAUCUUAAUAUUACAGGGUCGUAGCAGGCCUCAGGAAUAUUGUGGGGCAGUGGGGGGCAGAAACAUAAAGAAAAUAUUGGGGGGGGGGUCACAAUACAGAAACAUUAAGAAGAUAUUGGGGGGGGGGGGGCACAGCCACGCCCCUACUGGUGAUUUCCUUAUAAUUUUCCAAAAUAUGGGGGGGGACGACGUGCCCCCAGUGCCCCACCCUUUGCUACGGCCCUGUAUUACCGAUAAGAUUUUCAGUGGCGUAUCCAGCCUCCACCCCCCUCCAUACGAAAUGACAUUUCUCAAAUUGACCUUCCGUCAUACACUUUAGAUAUUGGUACCCCUCUCGGGAUGCUCCCCCCCCCCCCUCUUUCUCUCAAGAGACCCUGGGUCCACCUGAUUUUCUUUAGUUAUGACCGCUUCUAGCUUAAAAAUAAUAUUAUUUUGAAGAAUUAAGAAUACGUGACUGUUACUUGCUAAGCAUUGAUUUUUUGCAGAUUUGCGCUGUGCUUACAUUAGACACGAAGUCAGCGUACUUUGUCGUUACACUAACAAUUUUUAUUUGACAACUAUAUUUGUUGGCAUCUUACACAAUUUUUCAUGAGUGAUUAUUUUUAAAUUGCCGAGAAAAAGCAAACCUGCUAGUUUUUGAGCAGCUAUAGUUGCCACAUAAAAAUUGGCGACUUUGCUCCAUCUACACUAGCAAAUAAAAAUUGUCAACUAAAAUUUGUUAGUGUAGAUGUGGCUUUAAUAGCCAGUCUCGUGAUUUUUGAAUAAUAUUUAUUCGAGGAUAUCAAAUUUAGCUAGGAGGAAACAAUCAACAAACAACACAAGGCGAGGAGUUUUUAUUAAACCGUAUUUUAGGGAUCGUAGCGGGGUUGCCUAUAAUUUAAGUGAAAUUAAGUAUAAAAAGGUAUAGUUGCAUGAUGACAGAUUUAUCUAUAUUUGUUCAUUAUCUUUUUUUUAGAACAUUACUCUUAAUUUUCACUUUUAAGUGAUGGUUAAAACCAUCUUCCUAUUGCUGAUAAGUGAAUAAAUGUGUGAAAAAUCAA